This is a messenger RNA of Paramecium tetraurelia, 1827 nucleotides long. RefSeq lists its product as uncharacterized. NCBI's taxonomy places the organism in Eukaryota, Ciliophora, Oligohymenophorea, Peniculida, Parameciidae. The record is from RefSeq and is a predicted model, not a curated record. The transcript is spliced from 2 exons.
AUGAAGCUCAUUGCAAAAGAGAAUGAAUGGAAGAAGGACAAGGCUGUUUUGGAAUAAAAAAUAUAAUUACUUGAACUUUAAUUAGAAGACUAUAAAUCAAGAGAGUCUAAUUAUAAAAAAUUGAACGAGACUAUAUCGCAAGCCAUAAACGAUACUUCUGCGAUGCAAAAAGUAUUUAUUUCUUCGAAAUUGCCAUAGAGAUCCGUAUCGGAAUUAUAAAAAAAUGUCGAUAUUUAACAGAAAGAUCAUAAUAAGGCAAUUUACAAAGAGCAGAUUAAGUCUCUUGAACUUUAAGUUAGGUCAUUAACAGAACAAUUGUAGGAAAAAGAUUCGUAAGGAAAAGAGAUGGAAUUAUAAUUCUAGAAGCAAUAUUACCAAUACGAUCAUAGAAUUGUUUCAUUGGAACAAGAAAAGCUCUCAAGUAACCAAGAAAAUGCGAAGCUCAAGGAACAAAUACUCAAGCUUGAGGAGAGCUUCAAAUAAAGAGAGCAGCAAUUGAAAAAUCAGUUCGAAUAAGAAUUAUAAAGAAUCAAGGAUCUCAAUAUGUAGGAUAACGAUCUAAAACAAACAGACUACGAAUCAAAAUAUUCUUAACUGUCUUUGCUAUAUGAGAAAGAAAAGGAGCAAUUACAACUAAGGAUUAGCAAAUGUUAGAACACGAUCAAAAGAUACUAACAACACAUAGAAUAAAAUGUCGAUAUAGUUAAUAUCAAAUAGCAGUAUGAGGAUUAAAUUCAGUAGCUUAAGGAACAGAACUCCCUAUUAUAGACUUAAUUCCAAUAUGAAAGAUAAAUCCUAUUGUAAUAAAUAGAUGAACUCAAAAAAUAAUAAAGAGAACACAUUAUGAAGGAAAGUAUCAAUUAUCAUGAGUCGACUUCUAAAAAGAGGAGUGUGGACGCAGUCAAGAUUAAAAGUUCCUUGUAAUCUUAUGACAGUCCAGUUUAAUGUAAGAGUUUUCAUAUUGCCAGUCAAGAUUCAAAAGGAAUCAGCUAUAAUUAAUACCUAAAGAACUCAUCGAAUUAAUCACUUAAUUUCACUUAGAAAUAACUCUAAUAGUCUUAAUAAUAAAAUAAUUAAUCAUUUGAAAAAUCAUGUAAAUUUAACGAUGGAUUACCCAUGUCAAUCGAUUAGUUUAACUUAAUGAAGAAUAAGAAACAAAAAUCAUAAUCAACUCUAUCAAUCCCAACUAGUAAUAAUUAUAAUUUGAAUUCACUCCUAUAAGAAGCUAGCUUAUUUUAAUAAAAUCAGGAGUCCUUUCAAUUAGAUUCCAACAAUACUCAAAAAGAGGAUCCAUCUAAAUAAAGAAUAUUGAAGCAACUGAAUCCAAACAUUGCAACCAGAUAAUUAGAUUAUAAUCGAUCAGUAAAACAUGAUUAGUGCAGAUAACCAGAGUAACCAUACUAAAGAUCAGUCUCACAGGAGGGCUUAAAAAGUUCAGUUACAAAUCUAAGUAAGAUGCUUGGAUAAACUGAAAUUAGCUCCCAAUAGUCCAACUCAACAUAUUAAUAAACAAACAAUACUUCGUUAAAUUGUUUAAAAGUGCCUGCGUUCACUUAAAAUUAAUUGAAUAGUUUAAAGAAUAGUACAUUGUAUGUGUAUCCUUGCGCAACUUUAAGGAUGAAUGAGAACCAUGUUUAAAAGGCGAGAUAUAACAACAAUCAUAGUACUCACGAGGAAGUUAAAUAAAAUAAGGAAAAUCAGUUGCCUAGUAAAAAGCAAUCCAGAAGCGAUAUUAAAAUGAUUAUUGGCAAGCUAUUAUAAACAAAAGGAAAACAAAAUGAAGACAUGGACAAAACGUCAUAAUUUUCCAAAGUUAAUAGAAUUUGA